AUGGAAAACCCCUACGAAUCCAUCCCGAUAUCUGUGGAUGCAUGGAAUCUGUACGCGCCGCUCGCAUUUAUCCUGGACUCGAUCGAAAAAGAUAUUCGAGGGAAUGGUCGGGACAGCUGCAUCUACCUCUACUUUCAAGACAGUGAAGACCACCAGCCAACAGUCUCGGACAUUCUCAUCAAUUUGUUGAAACAGCUUCUGCAACAACAGACCGAGGCCAUCAAAGGCGAGCUGAAGGAUAAGUACGACUACUGGUGCCGUACAAAGAUCUUCCCCGAGUCAUCCGACUACCUCCACCUAUUUAAGGCCGAGGUUGCGAACUUUCGUACGGUAUACCUUGUUAUUGAUGCCUUCGAUAAUUGCCAGAGCGAACAAGCCAGGAACGAGAUGCAUAAAUUCGUCAAACAAUUGCCAUCCAACGUUAGGGCUCUGGUCACUUCAAGAACGCUCGUUGGCCUUGAGCUCUCAAGGCCCCAAAGAUUGCACGUUGUCCCAAAUAAAAACGACAUCACGAAUUACGUUAAAUGGCGGAUUCAGAAUGACUUGAUGCGACGGAGGAUGGAGGGUCUUGAUCUUAUAUUCGAACGGGUCAUUGUCCGCGAAAUCAUAGCGGCAUCCAAGGGCAUGUUUCUUCUAACUAAGCUGCAUAUGGACGCCCUGAGUGAGCAAGGAACGGUUGGUGGUAUCAAAUCUGCGCUGAAAGAACUGCCCGGCAACGAAUCUGGCGCAUUUGCAGCUUCCAUCCGGCAAAUUGCGAGGAAGGAGAAAGAGAACAAGUUUGAACGCGGUCUCGCCAAGCACGUUCUGACUUGGAUCAUGCACGCGAAAGGGCCAUUGACCCCCGACUUGAUCCAAGAAAGCUUUGCUGUUCAAUACAGCAAAGGGCGUCUUAACAAAGACUACAUACUCACGGAGGUCGAUUGGACGUCAGUUUGUGCUGGCUUGGUCGUUAUGGAUAUAGAAACGCAGAUACUCUGUCUGGUGCACGAUUCCGCCGGAAAAUAUCUGUUGGAACAAGGCAUCAUACCACGACAAGCUGACUUGGACAUGGCGAAGACAUGCCUGAAAUACCUGCUGUUUGAUCAGCCUGGCGAAUACACAACGCGCCCGUUGUUCAAAUAUGCCGCCAGCCACUGGGCGACUCAUCUUUGCCUCGGAGGGCAACAAAACGACUCCCAGACAGGUGAAUUGGCGCUGGAAUUUCUCAGAGAUAGGGUCAAGGUAAAGCAGGCAUUCCAAGCCAUGGCGGGCACGGAUGGCUCAGCGUUCGAUGGGAUGACGGGGCUGCACGCCGCCACAUACUUCAACCUUCAAGGAUUGGCCAAACGUCUCAUUGACGACGGAGUCGAUAUCAACGCUUCGUGUUCCAACAAGCAGACAGCCCUACACUGGGCUGUCCAGUACAACAGACCCGCUCUUGUGGAGUUGCUGUUGCAACAGAAGACGGUAGAUCCUAAUCUUCAAGAUGAGAACGGCGAUACCCCACUCCACGUCGCCGUCAUAUGGUCUAUGGGGAACAGCGAUAACAUCGUGGACAAGCUGGUGACCGGCAAGGCCUGGCUUGACAUUCGCGGCGGUAAAGGGUUCACUCCGUUGUCGUGGGCAAUACGGUAUGGACCUCUUUCCAUUACAAAGAUAUUGAUCAACAGCCUGGUGGAUGUCAAUGCAGAGGUCUGCGAGGGCUGGUCUCCACUGAGGCAAGCCAUGUUUUACGGCCCAAACGACAUCGUGGAUUUAUUGUUGAGGAAGGGGGCUGAUCUGAACCAUCCCUCCGUUGUUGACGGAUGGACGCCACUCAGGCACGCAGUCGAAUGGAAAGACAUGCGAAUGAUUCAGCGCUUGCUCAGCAGAAGGUCUAACCCGGUGAACGUGAACGCAGAGUUCGAAAACGGAUCAAAUCCACUGUUAGAGGCAGUGAAAGGACAGAAUCGGUACAUUGUCUGGAUGUUGCUGGAGAAAGGGGCGGAACUUGACCAUCAGGACGGGAAGGGGAAGACCGCCCUUCACCAUGCAAUUGAGCGUGGGGAUAGAUCAAUUAAAUGGCUCUUGGUUACCAAGAAUGCGAGCCUGACCCCUCGGGAUAAGCAUGGACUCAACGUCCUCGAUUGGGCGAUAGAGCACCACGACCUCUCGAUGGCAUGGCUGCUCUGUGAGAGCGGAGCCAACAUAGAUGCUGCCAAUGAAAACGGCAUGACGGUGCUCCAUCGAGCUUCCGGACGGGGCCUUCUAGAGGCUGUGCGGUUUCUUCUGGGAAGACAGGCAAUAACAGAUCCAGUGGAUAACAAUGGGUGGACGCCUUUGCACUAUGCCGUGAUGGAGGGCCACGAGAGCAUCGUCAAGCUGCUUGUAUCGAUGGGAGCCAAGCCAAUGUGGAAGAUGUGCCACGCGCCAGUAUAA
Molecule: messenger RNA, 2397 nt
Organism: Penicillium canariense
Lineage: Eukaryota; Fungi; Ascomycota; Eurotiomycetes; Eurotiales; Aspergillaceae
Exons: 4
Coding region: 1-2397 (798 amino acids)
Molecular function (GO): protein binding
Source: RefSeq, a predicted model, not a curated record